ACCACCGCUGAGAAAUUAUCCCAGAGUUAACACUGUGGUGUUACGGUUUUUUUUGAAAAAAAUUUUACUGGUAUUAUUAUUCGGUUAAAAACAUAUUCGUGUGGUCGCAAUAUAGCUUGACUUUCGAGUGCAUGCGUGUUAUCUUCGGUGUAGGGUUUACCUACAAGGCUGAACACAAUACCGUUUACGACGUUGUUGUUCGAUAAGCUAUCCAAACACGAGAUUAGUAUAAAACGGCCGGGGUUGAAGAGCCGGCGGUUCAGUUCGAUAUUUUUAUUAUUAAACCAUGUUCGGGCACGCUGGAGCAGUGCGGCGGUUGCUGUUCAUCGUGGGCGCCACGGUCUUUGCGACGUUCCAGGUAAACGUGGUGCACGGCCAGAGGGAGGCCGGCUACAGUUGGCAGUUCAACGGGUACGGUCAGAAUGCAGCACCCUGUAAUGGCGGUGACGAAAUGGACGUGUUCCGGUUGCCGGACACAGUGGUUCCGGAGAGGUACGCGAUUCACAUCCGGCCGAACUUUGAGGAGUUCACGUUCGCCGGUCAGGUGGUUAUCGCCGUCAAAGUAGUAGAGCUCACCCAACAGGUGGUACUCAACUUGAAAGACUUGAAUGUCACCGAGGUGACGGCGAAAGACCUGAAGACGGGCAGAGCAAUAGUGGACUUGAAAUACCGCACGAUCGAAAAAAACGAGCAAUUCGUCAUCGAGGCCGGCAAACCGUUCUUGGCCAACAGAAACUAUAACCUGACCAUCGUUUACAAUGCCAAACUCAGAAAUGACAUGUCCGGAUUCUACAGGAGUUCGUAUAAACAAGGAAACGACACCAAAUGGCUAGCUGUUACGCAAUUCGAACCUACUUAUGCUAGGAGAGCGUUUCCUUGUUUCGACGAACCAGCACUCAAAGCAAUGUUUACUGUGGCCGUUAGGAGACAAAAAGACCAAAUUGCAUUGUCCAACUUGCCAUUAAGCAGUACCCAAGACGAUGUCAAUGACAAAAACUUUGUAUGGGAUCAUUUCCAAGAAUCUCCGGCGAUGUCUACUUAUUUAGUAGCUUUCUUUGUGGGCGAAUUUCAAAAGGCUGUAACCACACGAUCCAUAGCAGUGUACACACAUGCAGACUACAUAACCCAAACCGACUAUAUCGUAGGAAAAGCAGCAAACUUAUUAAAUGCCAUGGAAGAUUACAUAUACGUACCAUAUUCGCUACCGAAAAUGGACUUAUUGGCCAUACCGGAUUUCAAAGCCGGCGCUAUGGAAAAUUGGGGAAUGAACACUUACAGGGAAAGGCUUUUGUUGUCAACAAAUAAUACAAAAUCAAAGAGUCGAGAAGCCAUCGUGACCGUUGUACAACACGAGUUGUCUCAUCAGUGGUUCGGUGAUCUUGUGACUUGUGCUUGGUGGAGUGACACGUGGUUGAACGAAGGGUUUGCGACAUUUUUCGAAUAUUUCGCUGCAGAAAAGGUCGAACCCGAAUGGCGUUUGGAGGACACGUUUAUCUACGAAGUUCAUCAGUGGGCUCUCGAAGUCGACCAAAAGCCUACACAUCCGAUUUCCUCGCCCGUGAAGACUUUAGACGAGAUUAAAGAAAUGUUCGAUUCAAUUUCCUACAGCAAAGCCGGCGCUGUUCUCAGAAUGAUUAAAUAUAUUGUAACAGAAGACAUUUUUAGAGCGUCUCUGCAUAACUACUUACAGGACAGACGCUUUAAAGCGGCUACCCCGAAAGAUUUGUGGAACGCUUUUUCGGAGGUAUUAAGUGAUAACGAUAUCGAUUUGGGAGUGGACUUCUAUGGUUUUGCCACUUCGUGGACCGAACAGUCAGGGUAUCCUUUGAUUAGUGUCGAAAAGAGUGAAAAUACGUUCGUCGUAUCACAAGAACGAUUUUUAAUAACGCCGCCAAACGAGACGGACACCACUCUAUGGUCGGUUGGUUUGACUUACACCACAGAAGCAAAACAAGACUUCACAAACACCACUACAAAAGUAUGGCUGACUACGAAUAAGACGACGUUUGACGCGGGAAACGAAGAAGGAUGGUAUCUGUUCAAUUUAAAGUCGACCGGAUUUUACAGAGUCAACUAUGACGUUGGCAAUUGGAAUGCGUUAACGAAACAGUUAAAAAACAAACCAGUUGCGAUAAACGUAUUCAAUCGAGCUCAAUUGUUAGAUGAUUCCUUCAAUUUAGCAAGAGCCGACAUACUUUCCUACACGGUUCCGUUAGAACUGACGACUUAUUUGGACAAAGAAGAGGAUAUGUUACCGUGGUAUUCGGCCAAGGACGGAUUGGCUUUCUUACUUUAUCGAAUGAGGAGAGACCCUGACAGCUAUAGCCAACUAGAAGCAUAUGCCAGUAAUUUGGCUGGAACCGUGUACAAGAGAGUGGAAAGUCUUAUUGUAAAAGAUAAAACAACGGAGCACAUCAUCAAAACCAGUUGGAAUGCAUUUUCGAAUUGGGCUUGCCGACUGGAAAAUCAAGAUUGUACGGCGUCCGCUUUGAAUUAUUUCAAUAAAUGGCAAAACGAACAAGAAAUACCAGCCGAUAUUAGAGAUGCGGCUCUCUGUGUCGGCGUUAAGAACGGCAAUUCGACUACUUGGAAUAGUGUUCUCGAGGUGUAUAAAACGUCAGACGAUCCAUCGGACAGACAAUCCGCACUGUUGGCUUUGGGGUGCUCAAAGGAAACCGAGCAACUAUCAAUAUAUUUGGACUUUAUGUUUCAAGGAGAAAACGGCCCGAUUCGUCAACAAGAUUUCAGAGUAAUCUAUCAAUCGAUCGCGUUCACGCCACAAGGACUUUCGGUUCUGAUCGACUUCCUGACCAACAAAACGGAAAAGAUACUUAACGAAGUGGUCCAUGGAGACUUACACGCGAUGGCCAUUUAUCAUUUAUUGGCUUCCAGAGUGGCGCUCGACAACGAAAUUGCAAAGAUGGACGGUUUGAGAAACGCUUCGAAUGUCCCAUUGAAAAUCCGCGAACGGUUCGAUAAGGCGUUCAAACAAGUGGAAGACAAUUUGAUUUGGUUUGAAACAAAUCAGAACGACGUGAGCACUUGGGCUCGUAAGUACUCAGAGUCACUAACAACCCAACCACCGGAACCUAAGAAACCCGAUGACCCCGAACAUCCUGAGAAAUCGGCGACUACUAUUAAACCUCCAAAAGGCGAGCCGUCAAGUGCUCUGGCUAAUUCUCAAGUUUGUACUAUUGUGCUGUACAUUAUCACGUUCACUUGGGUGGCUAAAACUUUCUAUUUAAAAUUCAAACGCUCAGGUAGUUGUCAUACGGUUGAAAACUCUGCCAGAACAAUGACGGCAACAAUUAUUACAGUAAUUUUGUUAAUAUUUUGCAAUUCGGUUUUCGGAAUCGACGAACCGGUUAAAAAUGGCGAUGCCAAAAUGGACGUUUUCAAAUUGCCCAACGACAUCAUGCCAGAGUCGUACGACUUAACCAUCGACCCGAAUUUCGAAGGGCCACACGAAAACUUCACGUUCCAAGGUGAUGUCACCAUUGUCGUUGCCAUUAAGGCACAGAGUACAAGAGUCAUCACUUUGAAUUCGAAAGAUCUUAGCAUCGUCAACGUCUCGGUCAGCGAUGUACAAUCAAGACGGCUCAUAUCUGUGGUCGAUAUAGUGGAGAUGACCAAAAACGAACAACUCGAAAUCCACGUCAAGGAAGAUUUGGUGAGCGGUCAAAAGUACUAUUUGAAAAUUUCUUUUGCCGGAAAACUCCGGAACGACAUGACGGGAUUCUACAAGAGCUCUUACACCGAAAACAAUGCUACUAAAUGGUUGGCCGUUACGCAAUUUGAACCGACUUAUGCUAGGCGUGCGUUCCCGUGCUACGACGAACCCUCUAUAAAAGUUCCAUUCGAUAUAAAGGUAAUCAGGAGAUACGAUCAAAUCGCAUUGUCUAACAUGCCGCUGAACCAAACCGAUACUGGACGAUGUGCCGGAAGUAUAUGCAAACCGGGCGAUAAAGUGGUCGACCGUUUUUAUACGACCCCUCCAGUGUCCACCUACUUAGUAUCGUUUUACGUGGGAGAAUUCCAAAAGUUCGGCAAGGCACCUAGCACAAUACAACUGUAUGCUCGCAAAGAAUACAUCAAUCAGACCAAGUACAUAUGGACCGAGGCGCCAAAACUUUUGUCAAACUUGGAGAGUUACACAAAUAUCAGUUUAAUGCUGCCUAAAAUUGAUCUUUUGGCUAUACCGGACUUUGCCGCCGGAGCGAUGGAAAAUUGGGGUAUGAAUACUUAUAGGGAGAUAUGUCUUUUGUUUAAAGACGUAUAUGCCAAGACAAAAUUAAGAAUGCGUGGUGCUAUGGUGGUUCAACACGAGCUAACUCAUACUUGGUUUGGUGAUUUGGUAACGUGCUCCUGGUGGGACUACCUUUGGCUGAACGAAGGAUUUGCUCGAUAUUUCCAGUACUUUGCUUCUAGUAUGAGCUACCCCGAUUGGUAUUUGGGAGACUUGUUUGUCGUAGAACAGCACCAGACAGCUUUGUCGUAUGACCAAGAAGACAGACAUGCAAUUACAGCGAAAGUGAAAAGUCCUCAAGAAAUCCAAGGUAUAUUCGAUAUCAUUUCGUACAACAAAGCGGCGUCCGUUUUAAGAAUGUUAAAUUAUGUUUUGACGGAAAACAUAUUUAAAAAAUCGCUUCAAUUAUACUUAAAAGACAACGCAUAUAAUGCUACAGUUCCCGCACAAUUAUUCAAUUCUAUGCAAGAAGUUGUAGAUAAAGAGCAUUACAGUUUAGGUGUCAACGUGACAGUAGCUAAUUUUAUGAGAUCUUGGACUGAACAACCCGGAUACCCGGUACUGAGUAUCAGAAAGGAAAACAAUACGUUUGUUAUAUUACAGGAGCGGUUUUUAAGUCAUAACGAGAGCAGCGGGCUGAAUAAAUGGUUGGUAGGACUCACUUACACUACGGAGAAUAGCAAAAACUUUAGCUCCCUCACGCCAGCUGCGUGGGCGAUGCCUACUGAGAACCAAACAGUCAUCCCGGCUCCAAAACAAUCUGGAUGGUAUGUCUUCAACAUCCAGUCAUCAGGAUUCUAUAGAGUCAACUACGACGCGGAUAACUGGCUGGCAUUGAUAAAGCAAUUGAAUGACUCGCCCAAAGCUAUACAUGUGCUGAACCGGGCUCAGCUGAUCGACGAUUCGUUUAAUUUAGCUAUCGCGGGAAAAUUGAACUUUUCGGUGCCUCUGACCCUGUCCACGUACUUGGAAAAAGAAGACGACAUCAUACCGUGGUAUUCGGCCAAAAACGGUUUUACAUAUUUGCUGGAGAAAAUGCGACGGAAUGAACAAGAAUUUGCAGAUUUAAAAGCGUACGUAAGCAGACUGUCUGGUGUAAUUUACGAACAAUUAGAAUAUCGAGCAACAGAGAGUAACUACUUGGUCAGAAGCAGUUGGGAUGCGUUUUCACUAUGGGCGUGUCAGUUGGAGAAUGAACACUGCACAAAAACGGCGUUGAAUUAUUACAACCGAUGGAAAAACGGAGAAAAAAUACCCGCAGAUAUCAAAGACGCCGCGUUCUGUGUUGGAAUAAGAAAUAAUCCUUCAGCUGAUUGGGACAAACUUUUCAAACUGUACACGACCACCACUUCGACUUCAAAAAAACUUUCUAUUCAAACGGCAUUAGCGUGCUCGAAAAACAAAACCAAAUUAUCUGAAUAUAUUCAACAUGUCCUAGACGGACCUCUGGGACCGAUUAGGAGCCAAGACUACACAAGUGUCAUUUCGGCUAUAUCGUCAACGCCGUUGGGUAUUGAAGUACUAACCGAUUUUCUAUCAAAUAAUCUAACUCGCGUCCUCAGUGAACUAUUCAAUGGAGAUGAACUGGCCACGUUUAUAUAUUCUACUUUGGCUAAACAUGCCGUACUUGAUAAAGAAAUAGAUAAACUUCAGUCUUUGAAAAAUAAAACUUCUUUGCCGGCCAAUAUAAAACAAUCGUUUGAUAAAUCUUUUGCCACAACGGAAAACAACGUCAAAUGGUUUAACACUCACUCGACUAGUGUAUCCCAAUGGACAACCGCACAUAAAAAGCCUUCAUCUCCUGGAGAUACUGAAGAUAAGAAGGAAGAGAAGUCGAGUGCUCCGUCAAAUGCGAGUGCAUCUACUUUUGUGUUACUUGUUACUGUGUUUGUCAUUUUUUUAAAACAUUUGUAAAGUUUUAAUGCGAAUGGCGAUAGUGAGCAAAAUUAAACUAUAUUAUAUUUUUUCUUUUCUAUUUGUAAACUAGAAUUAUGUAUUUUUGUUUUAAUAAUAGAUAAUAUUUUCUAAAAAAGCUAAUUAUUAUUUACAACAAAACACACAAAAUUCAACAGUAUCCUACUGUUACUAUAAAUUACAUGACCAAAAAAAAAAGGAUUUAUUUGUUAUUUGU
This is a messenger RNA of Adelges cooleyi (spruce gall adelgid), 6377 nucleotides long. RefSeq lists its product as uncharacterized. The transcript has 24 exons. The coding region runs from base 287 to 6160 and encodes 1957 amino acids. The record is from RefSeq and is a predicted model, not a curated record. Gene Ontology annotation, cellular component: cytoplasm. Gene Ontology annotation, biological process: proteolysis; peptide catabolic process. NCBI's taxonomy places the organism in Eukaryota, Metazoa, Arthropoda, Insecta, Hemiptera, Adelgidae. Gene Ontology annotation, molecular function: zinc ion binding; peptide binding; metalloaminopeptidase activity.